Molecule: messenger RNA, 2403 nt
Organism: Owenia fusiformis
Lineage: Eukaryota; Metazoa; Annelida; Polychaeta; Sabellida; Oweniidae
Source: the annotation of a GenBank genome assembly
AAUCCUACAGUGUAUGACGAUUCAUUGUAUAUCCCUUCAGAUCCACCAUCCAAGGGUAAAAAUAAGAAAUACUGGAUUAUAGGAGCUAUAUUGAUAGCGUUAAUUUGUAUAGGAAUCAUUGCUGGAUUGGUGUACUUUUUCUAUGAUACUGGAAUAUAUGGUGAUUUGAGUAAAAGAAAGGGUGAAACGACAACACCAAAAACAGAUACAGAAGAACCAGAUACAAGUGCAGCUGUUCUGUAUGCCAGUAGCAUGCUAGAGGGUUCUAUGACCAUUAAGGAUGGACCUUAUGCGACAUACCUGCCAGAACUAAAUGUGUCAGACGCUAAACGGACUAUGGAAAUCAAACGAUUGUUCCAGUACCAGAUGGACAAUGCAGUUAAGACUAGUAAAUAUAAAAAUAUAUUUCUACACAGUACAGUACAUGAGCUUAGGAACUACGAUGGUAAAGUCAAUGUAAAGUACGGCCUCACCUUCUCCAAGAAACAAAACGUUACUGAAGAUAUGAGACAAAACAUCAUAGAAAUGACGAAGAACGCUAUGGGGGACAAUGGCGUUUUCGGAGUCUUCAUCAUUGAUACAGAAAGUGUCGAUAUAGCGUCAAAGGCGGUACCCGAACCUCCAACAGAACCCCCGGUGACUUAUCCGACAGCAAAUCCUGGUCAAUGUGUUGGAAUAGGCGAUAUUUCAAGAGUAAGUUUAUGCCAGACGUAUGAGACACCCUUCAAUGAAACUUCGCUACCCAACAUUUUCAACCACACUACCAUAGACGAAGCCAUUGGUGGAUUUGAACUUGCCUACGGAGUUCUCCAUUCUGCCACGCAUUGCUACGAGGAGAUAGCUCACUUCACGUGUUCUUUAUUCUUGCCUCGGUGCUCGGGAAAUGAAACGGUACCGUACAAUCAGAUACCUCCUUGUAGGAGCUACUGUGAAGAGGUCACCAGGCGAUGUGGAUUCUUCACCAAACUACUCCGACCCAUGGCUCCUGGAAUAGAUGUCGAAUGGUGGUUCAAGUUCAACUGCUCAGACCUGCCAGACUCUGACGACACUCACAUAUGCACGCAAGAACUAAGAACCACUCCUAAAGAAAUAGUGUGUGGUGAUGGAGAGGUGAAGUGUGAUGGUGAUAGAUGUAUUCCACAAAACUGGUUCUGCGACUCCUACCAGGACUGCGAAGACAAUACAGACGAACAGUCGUGCUCCUCGUGUGAGUCUACCCAACAUAAAUGUUCCACUGGUUUGUGUAUUGAAAAAUCCAAAGUUUGUGAUGGGAAGUCUGAUUGUGUAAGGGGUCCUGACGAGGAUGAUUGUGUUCGAUUGUUCUCAAGCAAAAUGGAUAACAAGCAGGGCAAAUUGCAGGUGUUUAAUGCUGAGACAGAUACUUGGGAGACGAUGUGUGCAGAUAACUGGAUGAAAGACUACAAUGGGUUGGUCUGUGAGAGUCUAGGAUAUGAUAGAGAAUCUAGCAAUGCCCCCAACCAGUUCUACAACUACAGUCUCGAGGAAAGCAGCACUACGAGUCUGAAAGGCGAAGUUUGGCAAAAUGGUUCACUGACACAAAACAUCAAUAAAAGCUCUACAUGUACCAGUGGCAAGGGUGUAUACCUUGUAUGUGAAGACGUCCAGUGUGGAACAAGACCAGCCUACCAUCCACCCUUGGGAAGAAUUUUGGGUGGGAACGAGGCCUCCCCAGGUUGGUGGCCCUGGUUCGUUAGCCUUGAAGGAGGCCCAGAUCAGAAACAUUUCUGUGGGGGAGCUAUCAUAAAUGAAGAAUGGGUGCUCACUGCGGCACAUUGCGUUGGAGGGAUAAAUACAGGCUAUCCAGAGGAGUGGACCAUUAGAGCAGGUCAUCCGAGAAAAGACACAUUCGGUGCUCAUCUUCAGAUAAGAGGCGCCAAUGCAACAUACAGCCAUCCAGGUUUUGACAAAUAUAUGUUCAACAAUGAUGUCGGGCUAAUCCACUUGGAUGCGCCAUUUGUGUUCAACGACUUCGUAAGACCUGUGUGUCUACCACAAGGUGGGGCUGACCUUGAAGAGGGCACGAUGUGCACAGCAGCAGGCUUUGGCUGGAGAACAGAAGAUGCGGGUGAAUACGAGAGGGUGCUACGACAAGUACAGGUGCCAGUUAUGAGUAAGGCAGACUGCAAGCAGAUGCUAGAACCCUUAGGUUAUCGGAUAACAGAUGAAAUGCUCUGUGCUGGGGGUGAAAAGAUGAUGGACAGUUGUAAUGGUGACUCUGGCAGUGCUCUGGUGUCUCAAGAUACAAGAGGAAGAUGGGUGUCACGAGGGGUGGUUUCUUUUGGUUAUUACUGUGGACGAGCCGGAUACCCAGGUGUAUAUAGUAGAGUAUCAACAUUUGUUCCUUGGAUCCAAGAAACGAUAGCAAACAACUCAGACGUUUAG